Molecule: messenger RNA, 1213 nt
Organism: Branchiostoma floridae (Florida lancelet)
Lineage: Eukaryota; Metazoa; Chordata; Leptocardii; Amphioxiformes; Branchiostomatidae
Product: mitochondrial import inner membrane translocase subunit Tim13-B-like
Exons: 3
Coding region: 103-378 (91 amino acids)
Source: RefSeq, a predicted model, not a curated record
UACUGCUCUACGGCGCUAGUGUGAAAGGUCAGGUCAGUCGUCCUUGUGAAAGGGAGAGAGAUCUUCACGUGUGUCCACUUCUCCGUCGAUUUUGAAACAAAGAUGGAUUUUGGCAGCCCUCCAGCCGGUGGAUCCGGUGUGAAUAGAGAUGAACUCAUGGACCAAGUCAAGUCUCAGAUCGCUAUCGCGAACGCACAAGAAUUAUUGCAGAAAAUGUCAGACAAAUGUUUCAAGAAGUGUGUGACCAAACCAGGAACAUCUCUGGACAACUCAGAACAGAAGUGUAUAGCGAUGUGUAUGGACCGGUACAUGGAUGCCUGGAACAUCGUCUCCAGAACCUACAGCACCAGGUUACAGCGGGAACGUGGGAAGCUCUGAGGGACGUCCAGGGGGAGGGGAGGUCAUCAUCAUCAUCAUUCACCAGCCACCCAUCUUUUAAAUCAUUUAUGGUACCAGUCUAUGGUCAUGAGAGGGUAUCAUCAUGCUUAUUUCUGUGUAGCAAAGUCAUUAUAAGACAGAGGAAGGGCUCCAAUAUUUCCUUUUGUAGAAGUAAUACUUUUUUUAGGCUUUUGCCAGAGGUUCAAAAAUUACCUUCUCUCCUAUUGUGCCAUCUAGAGAUUAUACUUGUUAUGGAUACUUAAGACAUGUGUGCACUAACAACUUAGUGGGAUCCCAAGUCAUGAUGUUGUCAUGCUAUUCCAAACCAUGAUGUUGAUUUUAUGGCAUUUAGAUCAAGAAGCCAGUUUACAGGACUUUGUUAUCAUUAGAUGUAACGUUAGUAAUAAUAGACUACCAAAGGCAUUGAUCACGCAUGUAUCAAAGUUUUUGAAGAUUGGUCUGGAUAUUAAUUAUUUGGAGUCAACUUUGAGAAAGACAUUGUGACCAUUGAUAUUUAGUAUGCAGGGCUAAAUAGUUGCUAUAAGAUGUGCACAAGUAGAAAUUUAGAAAAAUGUGCAGGUUUAAAGUAUACUCAUUACCUCCUAAAGAUAUUCUGUCUAUGUCAUGUAUGUAUCUUCAUGAAGACAAUUUGAUCCCACUAACUACGCAAUACAAAUUUGGUACUAACAUUUUGCUCUGAGGGCAAUGGCAAGCCAGAAAGCCCUUUAUUUUAUUACUUGAUAUAGCUUUAGGAACUGAGCAAAAAAUGAUGUGACUUUUACAUAUAUUUCGUUUUGCUUUUGAAACGGUCAGUAAUAAAAAAGAAAAGAAAAGG